AUGACUUCCCAAGUACCAACCCGGAUAAGAUAAUCCCUUUUUCUGAAGCCUUUCCUUUGCUCCAUCUCCAUCCCCAUCUCCAUGGCUCAUGCUGGCAUCGCCGCCUCUUCUCUCUGCGUUUCGCUUCCAAAUGUUGCUGCAAGGAAACCUCAGCGAACCAGUGCUCUUCUUCGUCCUCUUGGUGAAGCACACUCCAAAAUCACUGCUUCUUCCUUCAAGCGAGGAACUCCACUUUUUCUUGGCUCAGUGUUAACUAGAAGGAAGUUUGUACGCCAAGCCACACAAAUUUCUAUUAGAUGUGAGCAGGGUACAAAGGAGGAUGGUGGAUUGGAUGUGUGGCUCGGCCGUCUUGCAAUGGUUGGAUUCGCAACUGCUAUUACUGUUGAAAUAACAACAGGGAAGGGGCUCCUCGAGAACUUCGGUUUUACGUCACCCUUACCGACUCUGGCAUUGGUUGUCACAGCAUUAGUUGGUGUUCUCACAGCAUUCUUCAUCUUUCAAUCAGCCUCUCAAAAUUGAUUGUUGAAUACUGUAAUUAUACUUCAACAUUUGGCCUUUGUUUUUCCCUUCUAGUUUUUGUUUGAAGCUUAAUAUGUAAUUUCUCUCAUAGUUUCUCAUAAUUUCUCAUCUUUCAAUCACUUUUUUAUCUAA
Messenger RNA from Dioscorea cayenensis subsp. rotundata (Guinea yam), 651 nucleotides. RefSeq names its product stress enhanced protein 1, chloroplastic. Bases 82 to 519 code for a protein of 145 amino acids. NCBI's taxonomy places the organism in Eukaryota, Viridiplantae, Streptophyta, Magnoliopsida, Dioscoreales, Dioscoreaceae. Gene Ontology annotation, biological process: cellular response to high light intensity. The transcript has 4 exons. The record is from RefSeq and is a predicted model, not a curated record.